CUUUGUAGGUCGCUCAUGGCGCAAGGUUUCGUUGUUGUCGGUCUUGAUUCACGACAUUUUGCUCCCAGUUAUCUGACUGCUUUACUAUAGCUGCUGCGUUAUUACUAAUAGCUGUCAAUCCUUUUCACUAAUAAGCCUUACUUAAAACUCACUGUGCUUUCGUCUUCCAGAUUCUCUCACGCUACGUAGCGUGAGUGAACAGUACUGUUCACUCUUCCAGUGCAUAACAUACAACCACACUAAACGCGAAACUGCCAAAGACCUAACUUUACAUCGGAUGGCUGAUGGAAUUCGCGAUCCACCUCCCGGCCUUUUAGACUUAGCGGUUAUUAAUAGAGGUCAGAAAAUUAUUGAUGAAUUAAAAAAGUCAUACUUUCCCUCGAAAUACGCACUCUAUGCUGCUGUUUUUACUGGCUUUCGUUCAGUUCGUCUUGCAGCUGAAUGGAUAUCAUCCCGCUUAAAUGAUCCACUUUUCAUCAAAGAUUUUGAAGUCGACUUUCAUGUACUCCUGAGUCUGGGAGGAAACUUUGAAUCGGACGUCUCGUCCUUUUUGUCAGCCGCGCGAGUCGCUUUAGGAUGGGACUAUGUUUGUGAUCAUCGGGCGCAAAUUCCUUUGCUUCAUCUGAGAGUCAAACCCCAUGAUGCACUUCAUUUAAAGUCCGUUUUCGUGAAGUCGUUCGGUCUGUCGAUCCCUCUAGUGACUGAUGACAAGCCCCUGGAGUUCUUAGUAAAUACGGACACCUCUGUGGUAUGCAAAUUUUCCGACUCCAGGAUAUAUACUCUACUUCAAAAGCUUUCAGAAACCUUUCUUGAAAACUUGAAAAAAGCUGACGUAAACGUCUGCGUGGUUUCUAAUCCAGGCAAAUUAAAUUAUCCUUUCACAUUAGUCAGUGGUAUUAAUAAUGCUGAGAAAAAUUCGGUUUUGAUUCAACUAAAUGAAAUGUAUUUAUCUAAUCAUUACAUUAUUAACGAAUUCGACCAAUCGGUUAAUAAUCAGCCAAAGUUCUGUUUAUACUCACAUGAUCCUCGUCUGAGAGAUCCAAGUUAUGAGGUAUUUGAAAUGUUAACAGAUGUAGAAUUCUAUCCAUUUUCCCCAUUAAUCAGUUCACAUAUCACUAAUGAUUGUAAUAAAAGCGGUGAUCAGAAAUCUUCAACUUUUAUUGCUUGUGAUACUAAAUUGACAGAUAGUUCUAAUGACAAUCAGUCACAGUGUGAUGUAUCUUUGAAUCAAGUCCCUGCUUGUGUGAUCAAUUCUACUGGAUGUCGAGAACGUUUUCUAGAACAUUACGUUGGUGACUACAUAUUAUUGUUUGAUUCAGUUUCUCUUACUGAACGACAAGGAUGUCCAGUAGGAAUUAAUUUGUGCACUGGUGAGUCUGGUUUGUUUAACAUAUCUGCUGGUAGACGUAUACCACAAAGUCAAACUUGGACAUUACAUUGUUCCGUCCCACUAAACUUUACUUCUUCAGCUAAAUCAUGCUUCAAACAACAUUGCCCAACUAGUACAAAUAAUGUAAAUUAUAGUGAAGAAUUUAAAAAGUUAACAAGUCAAAAUUCAAGUGUUAUUGCAAAAAAUACAAAUUCAACUUGCCUUGUCCUAUCACCAUGUCUUUCAAAUUCAUCGGAAUAUUCCUCUUCCUUUUUUUCAUCAUCAUCAUCAUCAUCUUCUUCUUCUUCUAGUGAUCCUGUAAAGAGUAAAUCAAGUGUACAAACAUCCAUAACAACCAAUAAUAAUAAUAUAGACAAACACAUAACUGAUAAUCGAUGUGAUUCAUACUUCACUAGUGGUGCAAAUUCAACUUGUCAAAAUGAAUUUCAAUUAUCAUUAAAUAAUGAUGAAUUAAAUGAAGCUAAUUCUAAAUAUACUAAUAAUUAUCAAUCAACAGUUAAACGUCAUAAUCAUAAUAAAUCAAGACAAAUUUAUGUUAUGCGACAUGCUGAACGUGUAGAUAUUAGUUUUGGUCAUGGAUGGAUUACUCAAUGUUUCAAUCAUAAAGGAGUUUAUCGUAGAUUUAAUUUAAACCUCCCACCUUGGCUACCUACUCGGACGGAUUGUCUUGAAUAUAUUUUAGAUUCACCGAUUACCCAAAUUGGUUUAUUUGUAUCAGCUGAAACAGGUCGCGCUUUGGCAGAUGCUGGAGUUUAUUUCACAGCGUGUUAUUGUUCUCCAGCGUUUCGAUGUGUUCAAACUGCUUGUGAAUUAUUAAGAGCUAUGGGUCGUUCAGAUUUAUCAAUUCGUAUAGAACCACAUUUAUUCGAAUGGUAUGGUUGGUAUGUUGGUGGUUGUAUACCAAAAAUGAUGACUGUACAUCAAUUGAAACAAGCUGGUUAUAAUGUAGAUACAAAUUAUACAUCACUUAGCUCAUACAAUGAUAAUGAUAAAUAUGAAUCUAUUCAAGGUUAUUGUGAUCGUACUGCUGUGUUAAUUAAGCGUAUUUUAAAUGUUCAUAAGUCGAAAGAUACUUGUUUAUUAAUUGUAGCCCAUGCAUCAUCAUUAGAUACUUGUACACGUCAUUUAAUAUGUCAUAAAUUUAGAAAUAAUCUAUCAUCUAAUGAAUUUCAUCAUCGUACAUCAAUUGUACCAUAUUGUGGUUUAUUAUUAGCACAAGAAAAUCGUCGAUGGAAUUUAAUUAAUCCACCAAUACCAAAUUCAUGUUCAUAUACAAGAAAUAUUGAUUUUGAUUGGAAACAAUUACUUGGACCAUCAUUAUGCAAUUUUAAAUUAAGAUAAAUAAUAAUAAUAAUAAUGAAUUUUUUAUUCUGGUUAGCGUUUUUUUUAGCGAGUUAUUUUUCUACGGGAUGCAGCCGCUAACCCCCAUGUCCAACUCUCCUCUUUUAUCCGACCAUGGGACUGGCAAUAGCCCCCGGAGGGACUCCAGGCGAAGUAAAUAAUAAUAAUAAUAUUAAAAUGAAUUAUAGAAAAUAGAAUUUAAUUCUUUUAUUCAUUUAUAAAUCUGCAUUUAAUUCAAUUUCUUUUUAAUUGCCA
Schistosoma bovis is the source of this 2986-nucleotide messenger RNA. The record is from the annotation of a GenBank genome assembly. Lineage: Eukaryota; Metazoa; Platyhelminthes; Trematoda; Strigeidida; Schistosomatidae.